Molecule: messenger RNA, 1947 nt
Organism: Brachypodium distachyon (stiff brome)
Lineage: Eukaryota; Viridiplantae; Streptophyta; Magnoliopsida; Poales; Poaceae
Product: F-box protein At3g03040
Exons: 2
Coding region: 20-1750 (576 amino acids)
Molecular function (GO): protein binding
Source: RefSeq, a predicted model, not a curated record
CUUUCCGCCGCCGCCGAGGAUGGUGGACCGCCUCGCCGACCUCCCCGAUGACCUUCUCCGCCGCGUGCUCCACUUCGCCCCCGCAAAGGAGGCCGCAUCCACCAGCGCGCUCUCCAGGCGGUGGCGCUCUCUCUGGCGCUCCUCGGGCGCCCUCAACCUCGAGGCGCGCGCACAUUGCGACGACCGCUUCCUCUAUGUCGGCUCUUUCGUCUCCGCCGCGAAGGCGGCCCUCAACUCCGCCGACGAGCCCGUCGCGAGGCUCACCAUCCACGCCACCGGCGACGCCUAUCCGUUCUGCCGGUUCCUGGGCGGCGGCUUCCACUCUUCGGAGGACCACAUCGGCCUGGUAGCCAGAGUCCUCUGCCACCCGGCCUUGCGCCGCGUCGAGGAGCUCAGUGUCACCGCCGUGGACAGCCUCUGCCGCCAAGACGAUGCCGGGUCCGCGCAACGCAUCUUCGCUCUCAGCCUCGCCUCCCUCCCGUCGGAGACCCUCCGCGUCCUGGACCUCACCAAUUGCAGCGGCCUCACGCCGCCGCCGCCGCCCGGCGUCGCGUUCCCGCGCCUGGUGUCGUUGCGUCUCCUGCUCUGCGCCGUGCCGCUGGACCAGCUCCAGCGCGUCAUCGACGCCGCGCCGGCGCUCGCCGCGGUUCGCCUCGAGGCCGUCGAUCUCGUCCCCGCCACUGGAAUUGAAGAUUGGGACGACGAUGACGAAGAAGAAGAAGGAGCAGGCCCGCCGCUCCGCCUGCGCUGCCCGUCCGCCACGACGCUCACGCUGGAGAACUGUCGCUGGCCGCGGCCGGACCGGGAGCUGGAGUUCGACGCGCCCAGGCUGCGGCGGUUCAGGUACAAGGGCACUCUCCGGCGGUUCUCCCUGAGUCCUCAACCGCGGCCCUGCUUGGCACGUGCAGACCUGCACUUGAUCUCUGAGCGCCCCUUCUCCUACCACGAUCCAUUCCAAGAGGCCCGAGACCGCGAGGUCUUCUGGCGAUCUGUUCAGAGCCUGGGCAAUGUCAAGCAGCUGAAGCUCAAAGUGAAGUGGCUCGAGGACAUCGCUGUGGUCGGCGCCGCAGAGCGUGCCAAGCUCCUCUGCCGCUUCGGUGGCCUGGAGCACCUCGAGCUGGAAGGAGCGCACAGGCCUAAAGGCAAGACCGCUGCGGCGGCGAUCGCGAACCUGCUCCGAUGCUGCCCUGCCGUCCGUGAGCUCCGGAUCAGGCUGACCGUGGAGCGAAGGGAUUAUUUCCCCGGUAUAUCUGAAUGUCCCCGUUCAUCAUUGUUGAGUGAACUUCGAGAUGAUUUCAACAAAUCUCUCGAUCGUUUCCAACACCACAGAUCACAGCCCGCGGUCUCCAUCGAGAGAGAACACGAUAAUGAUGUCAACUGUGAUGAGGUUUCUGAUCUCCCUGCCCUGAGCGGAGGGCGUCAAUUCAGCUGCUUGCAGAGCAGCUUGAGGUGUGUGGGCUUGCGAUCACGGAUGGAGAAUUCAGACUGCUUCGGAGCCAAGCUGAUCAAGUUCUUUGCCCAAAAUGCGGUCCUUCUGGAAGAGAUGCGCAUCGAUGAUGGGAACGCCAAGAUGCAUGAGCACAUGAUUCACAAGGUUGAGAUGUGGAUUGCUAGUUCAUCCCAAAGAGCAAGGUCUGACUCACCGGGUGGUACGAGAAGCUUUAGAAUCUUACCUCUUGAAAGGUUUGCUGGUCCGAGAGAACGGCCACCAUCCAACAUGGUUUGGACUAUCUUCAUGCAAUCCAACUGAUUUGAACCAACAGGAUGUCUUGUCGAAGGGCAAGAGGAUAUGCACAUAAACAACCUCCUAUCUUUGUAUUUGAGCUCUGUAGCAGAGAGGGCAUCCAUGCAACUAAGUGCGAUGAUUAUUGUGUAUGUUUGUGAGUUCAUUGUGAUGUUCAAUGACCUCGAAUUGAAGAUUCCUGUGUUUAGUUCUUGAUUUUUCCA